This is a messenger RNA of Rhizopus microsporus ATCC 52813, 2049 nucleotides long. RefSeq lists its product as uncharacterized. NCBI's taxonomy places the organism in Eukaryota, Fungi, Mucoromycota, Mucoromycetes, Mucorales, Rhizopodaceae. Gene Ontology annotation, biological process: transmembrane transport; amino acid transport. Bases 1 to 2049 code for a protein of 682 amino acids. Gene Ontology annotation, cellular component: membrane. Gene Ontology annotation, molecular function: amino acid transmembrane transporter activity. The record is from RefSeq and is a predicted model, not a curated record. The transcript is spliced from 5 exons.
AUGGCACAAUCCAGCGUAGAUUUACAAAUCAGUGAAAAGAUCUCUAAUACAGAAAAUGAUCAAAAUACUCUUUUGCAUCCUCCGCCUUCUUUUGCAGAAUCAGAGUUUUACCAGAUCAAGAUGAGACAACUGAAAAAGAGACGUGGAUAUGCAUUAAAGGGGACAAAUAUACCUUCCCGUUAUCCCAACUUGAGUAAUCUUUGGGAGUUUGCAGGCUGGGGAAGCACAUAUUAUGUAGAAAUAGAACCAUCUGAUAUAGAGCAAUAUGAAAAGGAGUCCAAGACAAAGACAGCCAUAGGUCAAUGGAGAGCUACAUCCAUUGCUGGUAACGAUCUGAUUGCUUCCGUGCUAUACUCAAUUGGACCGUGCGCUGUUCAGUCGGGAAAAUAUGCGCCCAUUUCUAUGCUACUGGUAGCCUUACUGAUGUAUCCAAUGAAGCGUAUCAUUACAGAAGUUGCCACAGCAAUGCCUUUAAAUGGAGGAACAUAUAAUGCACUGUUAAACACCACUUCAAAAGCAGCUGCUGCCGUUGCUGCCUGUCUAUCUAUAUUAGAUUAUCUAGCAACAUGUGUUGUAUCUGCAUCUACAGCUUCAGCUUAUCUAGCAGCAGAAGUUGAGUUACCUGCCAAGCUAACACCCUUCAUUAUUACUAUUAUCAUAUUGAUUGUUUUUUCAUUAAUUUGCAUCCUGGGUCUAAGAGAAUCAUCAACCUUGACUCUAUCCAUCUUCACACUGCAUUUGAUCACUCUUACUGCUGUUAUGGUCACUAGUGUCAUUGCCUGGGCCAGAUAUGGCAGUCAGACACUUGUAGACAACUGGCGUAAUAUACCCGAUCCACCUGGAUCCAAUCCUGUCCUAUUGAUCUUGAAAGGCUCUUGUAUAGGUUUAUUGGGUGUUACUGGCUUUGAGUCUGCAGAAAAUUACAUUGAAGACCUAAAACCAAACACGUUUCCCAAAGUCAUGAAUAAUAUGUUUGGUUUUCUAUUUAUUAUCAAUGCACCAUUGACACUGCUGACAACAGCACUUGUACCAAUCAAUGUCAUUCAAGAAAACGCUGCUAACGUCGUAUCCAUCCUUGGACAGUACGCAACAGGUGGUAGUCGAUGGUUACGAAUGUGGAUCAUGAUAGACGCUGUUAUCGUUCUCUGUGCGGGUGUACUGACAGGUCUUAUUGGAGCUGUUGGCCUAGUGCAAAGGCUGGCCAAUGAUGGUAUUUUACCUAAAUUCUUUUUAAUCCGAAACUCAGUGACAGGGUCCUAUCAGUACAUUGUCUUGGCAUUCUUGAUUUUGAGUAUCACUCUGUAUGCUAUUGUCGGAGGAGACACGAGCUCACUAUCCGGUGUCUUUGCUGUAGCAUUCCUAGGCAGCUUAUCUACGUUUGCGGUGGCUAAUAUACUGAUAAAGUAUAAACGUGAUCGAUUGCCACGCCAAGUCAAGGUCUCACUAGGCGUGUCAGUACUUGUGUUCUUGGUGCUACUGGCUGGUCUUGUUGGCAACAUUAUUAUUGAUCCUCAUAUUGCAGAAUAUUUUAUCAUCUAUUUUGUAGUUGUCUUGGCAGUCGUAUUAACCAUGUUGAAACGAUGCUGGCUAUGGAAGCUUUGUUACUGGCUAUUUGAUCAAAUGGGCUUGCAGCAUAAAUAUCCUCACGUGUCAGGAAGAAUAGAAAAUUAUAUACAAAAUCACAUCAAGAAUAUCAGAAAGAAUCCAAGUGUAUUUUUUUUGAAUACGGAUGAACCACAUGUAAUGAACAAGGCUAUACAAUACAUUAAGAAGAACGAACAUACAGGACAAAUCAAGUUUGUUUAUCUGUAUGAACAUUUGGAUGAUAUCCCUGAGGAACUAGAAGUGAAUCAUAGAAUGCUGGAUGAAGUAUACCCAAAGAUUCAAAUCGAUCUUGUUUUCAUUCAAGGAAAAUUCAACCCUGCUACUGUUGAUGCUAUCUCGAGACAGCUGGAUAUACCAAAGGCACAAAUGUUUAUGGCUUGCCCUGGACCAAACUUGAAAUAUUCAUUUGGAGAGUUUGGAGGAAUGAGAAUUAUAAUGCUUUAA